UAUCACACACCGUACCGCCGGAAAUAAGGAAGAAGACGAAGAAGAACAUUAGGAGGUUUUGUAAAUUCGUGUCAGCGAAGGGCCUAGACAAAAAGUGAAACACAAAACAAUAAAGACAUACUAUCACAAUGCUUCCACUAUCUCUGCUUAAGACUGCCCAGAACCAUCCUAUGCUGGUGGAGCUGAAAAAUGGAGAGACAUAUAAUGGUCACCUGGUCAGCUGUGACAACUGGAUGAACAUCAACCUGAGAGAAGUCAUCUGCACCUCGAGGGAUGGAGAUAAGUUCUGGAGGAUGCCUGAGUGCUACAUCAGAGGAAGUACCAUCAAGUACCUGCGAAUCCCCGAUGAGAUCAUCGACAUGGUGAAGGAGGAGGUGGUGUCGAAGGGCCGCGGACGUGGAGGCCCCCAGCAGAACAAACAGCAGGGCAAAGGAAGAGGAGGAGGAGUCGGCCGAGGUCUGUUUGGCGGUCGUGGCAGAGGGAUGUCUGGGCCGGGCCGAGGCCAGCAGCAGCAGCUGCAGCUGCAGCAGGAUAAGAAACCAGGCAAACCACAGGGCAUGAAGAACCAGCACUGAGUGAACAUUACACCUUCAACAUCCUAUAAUCUGAGUGAUUUCUCCUUCAGUACAUGAAGUUAAAUGUAACUCCAAUGUUUCCUUCUGCUGUGAUGUUUGCCUGGACGGAGCACUGCAGAAAUCACACUGAGACGUUAAGAGAAGCUGUGCGUUUGCACUGAAUUUAGUUUUUUAGUAUCUGCAAGUUGGUGUAACAUUUUCUUUUAGUAUGAUCAUAUACCAGUGUAUCAGUAAGAGCUGACUGCUUUAGUAUCGUCCUUGUGUCAUUACAACUUUGCAAAAACCUUUUGUGUCAUCAAUCACAUUGUGUUAUCUAAAAUCAGUUUUCCUUCAGUUGUUACACUGGUAGAGGCUUUUAGUUGUCGUUUUGUCAACUUGUCUCCUCAGGUGUAAUUCUCAUGGCAAACAAACGGCCCAACCCCAACUUCUGUUGCACAAAUUCCUUUUUUAACUUGCUCUUUACUCUUGUGUUGUUUGUGAUGUUCUGUGGUUUGUCUGCGCCUAUGGUCCGAUCACAACAGGUGGGUCAAUAGACGGGGAGAGGUAUUCAGUCCCUGAGAAGUCAAACUUUUGUUAAAGCAUGUGUCAGACACAUUAUGAUCGUCCGAUUUCCAGAUUCACGUUUUUUUUGUCUGAAAUGCAUAAGUUUGGUUCAUGUUGGUUGGGUUUCAUUUUAUUUUUGUAACAAAAAAUAAUGUAAUUUAUUUACAUGAGAAUAAAACAACUUUUGUUAGGCA
Gymnodraco acuticeps is the source of this 1312-nucleotide messenger RNA. It is a transcript of the gene lsm4, whose product is annotated as LSM4 homolog, U6 small nuclear RNA and mRNA degradation associated. The record is from RefSeq and is a predicted model, not a curated record. The coding region runs from base 129 to 575 and encodes 148 amino acids. NCBI's taxonomy places the organism in Eukaryota, Metazoa, Chordata, Actinopteri, Perciformes, Bathydraconidae. Gene Ontology annotation, molecular function: U6 snRNA binding. The transcript has 5 exons. Gene Ontology annotation, biological process: mRNA splicing, via spliceosome; spliceosomal snRNP assembly; nuclear-transcribed mRNA catabolic process. Gene Ontology annotation, cellular component: U6 snRNP; spliceosomal tri-snRNP complex; P-body.